AUGCGUCAUUUUUACGAACUUGUUUUGGAAGACUACCCUUGUCGACUAUAUUUUGACCUUGAAUUUCCUUAUGAUGUUAAUAAAGAAGCUUGUGGGCCUAAAUUGACUGAAGAAUUUUGCAAAAUCGUUUGCCGUUCAUUACAUUCACUUUUAAAUAUUGACUUGGACCCAGUCAAAAAUUUUCUCAUUUUGGACUCUUCAAGUACUUCAAAAUUCAGUGCCCAUGUUAUUGUGCAUGUUAAGGAAGGAGAAAAUGAAAAACUUUUUCCGAAUAAUGUGGCCUUGAAAACUAUUGUUAUGUUUAUUUGCAGUAAUUUAUUAAAAUCAAAUUGUUGUAUUCUCAACGGCCCAAAAGACAGCCCAAUUUUUCUAUGUGACAUUUGUGUUUAUACAAAGAACCGCAAUUUUCGAAUUUUCCAAUCCAGCAAAUGUGGGAAGGAUGCAAUUUUACGAUUAGCUGAUUAUUGUCGAUUUUAUGAAGAAAAUGGCCAACAAUCGCCUAAAAAUGCCAAAAUUUUUCUUGACUCGCUUGUAAUCCCAUUUGGCUAUGACAAACUCGAAUUGGUCAAUUUAAGCUCAUUACCAGCCGUUUGCGCACUAAAUGCGACAGUUGAGGCGUUAAGAAGAAGACAUUCUAUGGGAAAGGAGGGAGCAAUUGAGCCUUUUAUAAAUGUUGAAAAUUUGGAUGUGGCGAGGGUGGAAGAAGAGGAAAAUGAGCAAAAUGUGCAACAACCAUCUACUAGUUUUGCUAUCCCCAGAGUUGCUCAUAGAUUGCUUACACACAGUAAUCCUCCAUCAUCUUCUGAUAAAUUUUAUUCAAAAGUUGUUGAAUUAACUGGUGGUCGUGAUAAUGUUCCUUCUCCAUUUCCUUUUAUAGAUGCUUAUAUGCUUCGAGUUUUUCGACGAUUUAAUUCAAGAGCUGAAAUUCGAAUGUGGCGUGUUAUUUGUGUUUAUGUUGACAAUUCUAAAGACGAGAAUAAUCGUGAUCCAUCUUCAAAAAAUAAUCCUACAGAACCACCCGAACGUCAUUACAAUCUUCAAUACCAGCUUAAUCAUUCAAAAUAUUGUAUGAGCCGUGGAAGAGAACAUCGAAAUCAAAAUGUUUAUUGGGUUAUCGACCUCACAUCUUUUUAUUUUGUCCAACGCUGUUUUGACAAAAUUGAUUGCCCUAAUUAUGUCUCCCCAGCAUUUGCUUUUCCUAGAGAAAUUUGCAAGAAAUUACAUGCUAGUAUAGGCCCAGUUUUUACAAAAUUGGGAAUUUCUUCAAAAGACUACACACUUCCAGAUUUGGAUGAUUUAUUGGAAAAACGUUAUCCUGCUGUUUCUGAUUCUUUUAAUAAAUCUAUUGAGUGGAGUGAAAGAUAUGGUGGUGCAAUAAACUUUCUCGAAUUACAUAGUACCCCAACUGUUUUAAAAGAACGAGAAAUUGCCGAACAAAAUAUUAGGCCAUCUGAAGAUGAAAUUGAUGUAGUAAAUUAG
Messenger RNA from Meloidogyne enterolobii, 1479 nucleotides. Lineage: Eukaryota; Metazoa; Nematoda; Chromadorea; Rhabditida; Meloidogynidae. The record is from the annotation of a GenBank genome assembly.